UCAACAUCUGCAAGAUGAAAUCCACAAAGUUCGAGCUUGAAAUUUUUGCAGAUAUGAAGAACAUCAAAUCUUUGGCUCCAAACGGAGGAGUCAACAAUGACGACAUGGGUUACUUCUUCAAGAUGAGAUGUGAGAAUUGUGGAGACAUGACUGGGGAGCAGUGUGCUUAUCUGAAAGAGAUGGUGAAGUAUAAGGGAAAGAUUUUUAACCUCAAGUUGAAGUGCAAGUUUUGUUCCCGGGAAGGGUUUGUGAGGUUGAUUCCCGGUUCUGGCACUGCUUUUACAGCUUUACACGCUGAAAGGAAGGUUUGGGCACCUCUAAUGGUGUUCGAGUGUCAUGGACUUGUUCCCGAAGAAUAUAACUUCAAUGGAGGCUGGAUGAUUGAAACUGAUGAAAAACCACCUCGGUUUGUUGAGGCUAACUUUGUCAGUGGAAAUUUUGUGGGAUCUGCUGAAGACUUUGGUAGCUGUAUUCCUUCUGUGACAAAGAUUGAAGGAAGGUUCGUGCAGAUGAAGGAUAAGUAGAUUUUCGUAAUUUUAGUUUUUAAUGAGCACUAUUUUAGUUGUUUUUAUAAUUGUAAUAGUAGUAUUAUUGCUGUUUUAGUAGACUUGCUGGUAAUGUGUUGAAGUGGAACAACACAUAAAUGGGGUGAUAUAUUCUCUUUUGUUGUUUUGAAUGGUUGAACUUAUCACUCUAAUUAAUCAAAUUAGGUUGACCUUUUCUAUUA
Molecule: messenger RNA, 727 nt
Organism: Nicotiana tabacum (common tobacco)
Lineage: Eukaryota; Viridiplantae; Streptophyta; Magnoliopsida; Solanales; Solanaceae
Molecular function (GO): zinc ion binding
Source: RefSeq, a predicted model, not a curated record